Ceratotherium simum simum (southern white rhinoceros) is the source of this 2747-nucleotide messenger RNA. The record is from RefSeq and is a predicted model, not a curated record. Lineage: Eukaryota; Metazoa; Chordata; Mammalia; Perissodactyla; Rhinocerotidae.
CGAGGGGCGGGGCCCGGCGGCAGUUGCUGUCGAGCCCGGGAGGCCGAGAAGGCUGUGGUUGCUUCAGCUGUCGCAUCCCCGAGGGAGUCGUGUCGGCUAUUCCCUGUCCCGUAGGUCCGCGGAUCGGCCCACGGGCUCGUGUGUACGCUCCCGACCUCGCCAGCCGCUCGCCGCUCGUCCUGUUGACCGCGCCUCCUGCAUCAUGUGCGGUAUAUUUGCUUACUUAAACUACCACGUUCCUCGCACAAGACGAGAAAUCUUGGAGACCCUAAUCAAAGGCCUUCAGAGACUGGAGUACAGAGGAUAUGAUUCUGCUGGUGUGGGAUUUGAUGGAGGCAAUGACAAAGAUUGGGAAGCCAAUGCCUGCAAAAUCCAGCUCAUAAAGAAGAAAGGGAAAGUGAAAGCACUGGAUGAAGAAGUUCACAAACAACAGGACAUAGAUUUGGAUAUAGAAUUUGACGUACACCUUGGAAUAGCUCAUACUCGUUGGGCAACACAUGGCGAACCCAGUCCUGUCAAUAGCCAUCCCCAGCGCUCUGAUAAAAAUAAUGAAUUUAUUGUUAUUCACAAUGGAAUCAUCACCAACUACAAAGACUUGAAAAAGUUUUUGGAAAGCAAAGGCUAUGACUUUGAAUCUGAAACAGACACAGAGACAAUUGCCAAGCUUGUUAAGUACAUGUAUGACAAUCGGGAAAGUCAAGAUACCAGUUUUACUACCUUGGUGGAGAGAGUUAUCCAACAAUUGGAAGGUGCUUUUGCACUUGUCUUUAAAAGUGUUCAUUUUCCUGGCCAAGCAGUUGGUACAAGACGAGGCAGCCCUCUGUUGAUUGGUGUUCGAAGUGAGCAUAAACUCUCUACUGAUCACAUUCCAAUACUCUACAGAACAGCUAGGACUCAGUUUGGAUCAAAAUUCACACGGUGGGGAUCACAGGGAGAAAGAGGGAAAGACAAGAAAGGAAGCUGCAAUCUCUCUCGUGUGGACAGCACAACUUGCCUUUUCCCUGUUGAAGAAAAAGCAGUGGAAUAUUACUUUGCUUCUGAUGCAAGUGCUGUCAUAGAACACACCAAUCGCGUCAUCUUUCUUGAAGAUGAUGAUGUCGCAGCGGUGGUGGAUGGCCGUCUUUCUAUCCAUCGAAUUAAACGAACUGCCGGAGAUCACCCUGGACGAGCUGUGCAAACCCUCCAGAUGGAACUCCAGCAGAUCAUGAAGGGCAACUUCAGUUCAUUUAUGCAGAAGGAAAUUUUUGAGCAGCCAGAGUCAGUUGUGAACACUAUGAGAGGAAGAGUCAACUUUGAUGACUAUACUGUGAAUUUGGGCGGUUUGAAGGAUCACAUUAAGGAGAUCCAGAGGUGUCGGCGUUUGAUUCUUAUUGCUUGUGGAACAAGUUAUCAUGCUGGUGUAGCAACGCGUCAAGUUCUCGAAGAGCUGACUGAGUUGCCUGUUAUGGUGGAGCUAGCCAGUGAUUUCCUGGAUAGAAACACGCCGGUUUUUCGAGAUGAUGUUUGCUUUUUCAUUAGUCAGUCAGGUGAGACAGCAGAUACCCUGAUGGGUCUUCGGUACUGUAAAGAGAGAGGAGCUUUAACAGUGGGAAUCACAAACACGGUCGGCAGUUCCAUAUCAAGGGAGACAGAUUGUGGCGUUCACAUUAAUGCUGGACCUGAGGUUGGCGUGGCCAGUACAAAGGCUUACACCAGCCAGUUUGUAUCCCUUGUGAUGUUCGCCCUUAUGAUGUGUGAUGACAGGAUCUCCAUGCAAGAGAGACGCAAAGAGAUCAUGCUUGGAUUGAAGCGGCUGCCUGAUUUGAUUAAGGAAGUACUGAGCAUGGAUGAUGAAAUUCAGAAACUGGCAACUGAACUUUAUCAUCAGAAGUCGGUCUUGAUAAUGGGACGUGGCUAUCAUUAUGCUACUUGUCUUGAAGGGGCACUGAAAAUCAAAGAAAUCACUUACAUGCACUCUGAAGGCAUCCUCGCUGGUGAGUUGAAACACGGCCCUCUGGCUUUGGUAGAUAAGUUGAUGCCUGUCAUCAUGAUCAUCAUGAGAGAUCACACUUAUGCGAAGUGUCAGAAUGCUCUUCAGCAGGUGGUUGCUAGACAGGGACGGCCAGUGGUGAUUUGUGAUAAGGAAGAUACCGAGACCAUUAAGAACACAAAAAGAACAAUCAAGGUGCCCCACUCAGUGGACUGCUUGCAGGGCAUUCUCAGUGUGAUCCCCUUACAGUUGCUGGCUUUCCACCUUGCUGUGCUGAGAGGCUAUGAUGUUGAUUUCCCCCGGAACCUUGCCAAAUCUGUAACUGUAGAAUAAGGAGCAUCUGAAACUCUGGGCGAUGAAGCAACACAAGACACCUUUUAUAUUUAAAACCUUGAUUUAAAAUAUCACCCCUUUAAGCCUUUUUUAGUAAAUCCUUAUUUAUAUAUCAGUUAUAAUUAUUCUACUCAAUUUGUGAUUUUUGUGAAAUUACUCAUGUUUUUCCAGUAAUUUGUGGAGGAGUUUGAAUAAUGGAAUCUAUAUUGGAAUCGGUAUUAAAAAGAGAUUUAGCUCUCAUUUUCUUUAAAGGAUGCUGAGUGUUGGAUUUCUGGGCCCUCUACUUCAAUCCGAGAGGGUUUGUAUGUUGUUUUUAAAAUAAUUGGUGUUUGUUUUACCACGCUUCUAUUCCUUCACCCCAAUGACAGCGGUAAUGUAUGCUAAUAUUUGGACAUUUAAUUAAGGUUUUGCUAAGUUAUACAUAAAGAGAAGAUGCUGUGAUUUA